AUGGCUGCCGCCGGCCUGGGAAGAGGGUGUUUGACACUGCCGGCGGCAGCCCUCGCCAAGGCACCGUCACUUUCGCCACAGCCGCCAGCAGCUCCCAUCCGAGGGAAGCCUAAGAAGUGUGUAAUCUAUCCGCAUCUGCCGAAGAGCUCCCGCCUGUCUCGUUCCGUUCUGCGCUGGCUCCAGGGCCUGGAUCUCAGCUUCUUCCCCAGGAACGUCAGCAGGGAUUUUUCAAAUGGUUUCUUGAUCGCAGAAAUAUUUUGUAUAUAUUACCCCUGGGACCUUAAAUUAUCAUCCUUUGAAAAUGGAACUUCUAUAAAAGUCAAAUUGGAUAACUGGGCACAGUUGGAGAAGUUCCUGGCAAGAAAAAAACUUAAAUUACCUAAAGAACUAAUUCAUGGAACAAUUCAUUGUAAAGCCGGAGUGCCUGAAAUACUGAUAGAAGAGGUUUACACUUUAUUAACACAUCGAGAAGUUAAAAGCAUCCAGGAUGACUUCGUGAAUUUCACAGACUAUAGUUACCAGAUGCGUUUACCCCUGGUUCCCAGGUCUACAGCUUCAAAGUCUAUUAAAGAUAAUAUUAAGUUAUCAGAAUUAUUAAGCAAUCCCAACUUGCUCAACAAUGAACUUAAAGUAGAGUUCCUCUUCCUUUUACACAUGUUGCAAAGAAAAUUAACCAGAAAAUUGAAUCCAAAAUGGUUUGACGUCAAACCAACAGUGGGAGAAAUCACUCUUGAUCGUCUUCCUGCCCAAGCUUAUGGGCGCAGAUAUAAAUCAAGGGUUUCAAGGGAAAGAGUUGCUCCCAUUUUAUGUAAUAGAGGUAACAGCGGCAAUUCACAUAGAGAAAUUCAUGUGAAGCAAGCUGCAAAACAAUCCUCUGAUUCUGUUAUAAAAUCUAUUAGAAACAUGGAAAAGAAACUUUGAAAAGCACCUGUCAAAUGGCUUUGAAGGAGUGAUGCCGUCAUCUCUCUCUAUACUAACAGGAUGUAAUC
Cynocephalus volans (Philippine flying lemur) is the source of this 989-nucleotide messenger RNA. RefSeq names its product spermatogenesis associated 4 (gene SPATA4). Gene Ontology annotation, molecular function: microtubule binding. The record is from RefSeq and is a predicted model, not a curated record. Gene Ontology annotation, biological process: regulation of cytoskeleton organization. The coding region runs from base 1 to 921 and encodes 306 amino acids. Gene Ontology annotation, cellular component: axoneme. Lineage: Eukaryota; Metazoa; Chordata; Mammalia; Dermoptera; Cynocephalidae. The transcript is spliced from 6 exons.